CGCUUUGGCCCGCUCUCCGGCUGACUGACGGACAACAACAGUGUUUUGUUGUAGAGGGGGGAGGAAAAAAAAAAAAAAAAGGCGACCGGGAGGGAACACGCGUGUUCGCCAAGGUCUUUCUUUCGCCCUGUCUGAGUUUUUGUGGAGGUUUCGCCGGAAUCUGGCAGAAUGAAAGCGCGCGCCGCCGCGUUCCUCCUCACGUGCUGUGUGUGCGGCCUGUGCGCGCUCGCAGGUGUCUUGGAGGAAGAGGAUAAGCUUAUGAAGACACUGUUCAGCAACUACAACCUGAAAGUCCGGCCAGCCAAGACACCAGGUGCCAAGGUGGUGGUGAGAGUGGGCAUGACACUGGCUUCCUUUGUCAGCUUGAACAUGAGAAAAGAGGAGAUGAGCACAGUUGUUGUCAUGAACCUGGAGUGGACAGACCACCGUCUGUCCUGGAACCCUGCAGAAUACGGUGGUAUUGAUGUUCUGAGAAUUUCCUCUGGGAAAGUGUGGCUUCCAGAAAUUGUCUUGAUCAACAAUAAUGAUGGGGUGUUUGACGUGGCCCUUCAUGUGCAUGUUCAGGCUUACAGCAACGGUAAAGUUACCUGGUCACCUCCAGCCCUGUUCAGUAGCUCUUGUGGUGUCAAGGUGCAAUACUUCCCCUUCGACUGGCAGAACUGCUCCAUGGUGUUCCGCUCCUACACGUAUGACUCCUCUGAAGUGGACCUGCAGUAUGCUGUGGAUGAAAAUGGGGAGGAGAUCCACGAGAUUAUCUAUGACGCAAGCUUUAGUGAGAGUGGUGAGUGGUAUAUACGGCACAAGCCAUCUAGGAAGAACAUCCGAAAGGACUUGUAUGAGGACAUCACCUUCUACUUGAUCAUUGAAAGGAAACCGCUAUACUAUGUCUUCAAUAUCGUUAUUCCAUGCAUUUUAAUCACCAUUAUUGCCAUCUUCAACUUCUACCUGCCCCCAGAUGCAGGUGAGAAGGUGGGCCUCUCCAUCAACGUCUUGCUCACUUUAACUGUGUUUCUGCUCCUACUGGCUGACAAAGUUCCAGAAACUUCUCUGGGGGUUCCUGUCAUUGUGAAGUACUUGAUGUUUACCAUGACCUUGGUCACUUUCUCAGUCAUCCUUAGUGUGGUGGUGCUCAACCUGCACCACCGCUCCCCCAAUACCCACCAGAUGCCCCUUUGGGUGCGCAAGAUUUUCAUCCACAUGCUGCCCCCAUACCUGGGACUUCUGAGACCCAAAUCCGAGACCCCGCUCUCUCUGGAACAGCACCCGAAGCGGGAGAUGUCCGUGACCAUCAACAGAGCCGCUGAUGAGUAUUUCAUCCGCAAGCCUAAAACCUUCUUCCUACUCCCCAAACCCAACAGGUACCAGCCAGAGGGUUUCUGUACCGAUCUGCGCAAGUUCAUCGACGGCCCCAGCCAUUAUCUCACCCUUUCCCCUGACCUCAAGUCGGCCAUCGCUGCCAUUACGUACAUCGCAGAACAGCUGCAGGCUGAGAAAGACUAUGAAGCCCUGAAGGAGGACUGGCAGUACGUGGCCAUGGUGGUUGACCGGCUUUUCCUCUGGAUCUUUGUUGUCUUCACCACUAUCGGCACUUUGGGGAUCUUUGCUGAUGCCAGCUUUAAUACCACUCCCAGUGACCCCUUUAUGAACCCUAACCCUUGAACGUUGUCUCCCUCCAUGGUUCACCGUGUGUGUGUGUGUGUGU
Messenger RNA from Scleropages formosus (Asian bonytongue), 1702 nucleotides. It is a transcript of the gene chrnb1, whose product is annotated as cholinergic receptor, nicotinic, beta 1 (muscle). NCBI's taxonomy places the organism in Eukaryota, Metazoa, Chordata, Actinopteri, Osteoglossiformes, Osteoglossidae. The coding region runs from base 169 to 1659 and encodes 496 amino acids. Gene Ontology annotation, biological process: monoatomic ion transmembrane transport. Gene Ontology annotation, cellular component: postsynaptic membrane. The record is from RefSeq and is a predicted model, not a curated record. Gene Ontology annotation, molecular function: transmembrane signaling receptor activity; acetylcholine-gated monoatomic cation-selective channel activity. The transcript has 11 exons.